Plasmodium knowlesi strain H is the source of this 2664-nucleotide messenger RNA. RefSeq names its product aldehyde reductase, putative. The record is from RefSeq and is a predicted model, not a curated record. The transcript has a single exon. NCBI's taxonomy places the organism in Eukaryota, Apicomplexa, Aconoidasida, Haemosporida, Plasmodiidae. The coding region runs from base 1 to 2664 and encodes 887 amino acids.
AUGAAGAAGAGGGACGCAUUAAGGUAUAUGCACGCUUUGUGCGCAUUGUUCCUCCUGGGGGCUGAGGCGAAUUCCAAUGGAGUGGAGCUUCUUUCAGGUAGAAGCAGAGUUACCCGAGCAGUUGGGCGGGGAGGAAGUAGUGCCAACAGUAGCGGCAACAGUAUCUGCAGCAACAGGAGGAGAGUCGCUCUGAAACGCCACCUCAGGGGAGAUUCCUCGCAACCAGAAUGCGACACAAAAAGUAAACAGAACGUAGUGAGGUACUUCAUAUCACCGGGAGGGCACCGUAUGGAAGACUUAGACCAGGGGAUAAAAAGGAAGAUCAAGCGCAUCGGGCGUACAAAACAGAUCGAACGUAAUAGCCGAACCAAACAAUUCGCGCUACACAUGGAUAAGAGCAAGGGAGAUCCUAGCGACCAUAUGUUUAGCCUGAUCCGAGGGGGGGAGAAUAAGCAAGGGCAGACAUUCCCUCCAGGAGUAACAAACAAGUAUGUACAGAAAAAAACGAAUGUUGACGAUGGAACGGAGAAUCGUCGUCGUUCCCCGGAGGAAGACGACGUGACCUACAAAUACGUAGAAGAAAUGGAAGCAAAAAAAAUUAACAUCAGGGGAGUUGACAUAGAAUAUCGAGUAUACAAUUUAGAAGAAGGAAUAUACAUUGUGGAUAAUGCAAAUUAUGAGAAAAUAAAGAAUUUAUGGGAUAAGGACGAAUUGAAGAAGGCUAAAGAAAAUUUCGAAGGAUCCUUUGGAAUAAGAAGCCAAGGCAUUAAAGAGGAGGACUGGAUUAUGCUCCCGCUAGAUUAUGAAGAAGACAAAAAUAUAAAAUUGGUGAAGGCAGAUUUUGACAAUCCCACGUAUGAUUAUAUAAUUACCUACUAUGAUAAGGAAAGGAAUUACUACUUUGAAUAUAAAAGGAGAAAUUAUUACAAACCUUUUCGAAACACAGUGCAUGAAACACCACCAUACAAAUCUGAUUUAGAGGAAGACAGAAGAUAUUAUGGGAAAGAAAUUAUCAUACCCAAGAAAAAGCUAGAUAAUGAAAUAUUUAGGCAACCAAUGUUAAGUGAUGUUUUGACAGGGGGGUGCAAUAGAGAACCCAUAGGAUUAGAAUCUUGGAGGUAUGUAAAAUAUCCAUAUGGAAAUUUAAUAGAGUAUCAAAAAUACAGCCAACUUUAUUGUGUUAAAAAAAAUGGGAAAGAUAAACCCGUUAUGAGAUAUCAUUAUUUGGGGAAUAGCAAUUUAGCGGUUUCUGAAAUUUGUUUAGGUACCAUGAAUUUCGGAAAUUAUGUGGAUCAGAAAUUGGCCCACGAGUUAUUUGAUUAUGCUUAUGAGGAAUUCCAGGUGAAUUUCUUCGAUACGGCCGAAAUAUAUCCUUUACCUGUUAGCGAGAACUACUUUGGGUUGUCGGAGGAAAUUUUAGGGAACUGGAUUAAGGCUAAGGGGAAGGCCAAUCGGCACAAGUUUGUCAUCGCGACGAAGAUAUGCGGCAGGACCGAUAGGAUUCCUUGGGCUAAGAAGUACAAGGGGGGGAAGACUACUGGAAAGGAGGCUGGUGUAGGUGUAAAUAUGCAUGGCUCCGGGGGGGAUGCACCAGGGAAUGGACAGGGCAACCGCGACCAGAACGACCGAUACCAGAACGACCGAUACCAGAACGACCGAUACCAGAACGAUCAAUACCAGAACGACCGAUACCAGAACGAUCAAUACCAGAACGACCGAUACCAGAACAACCGCUACCGGGAGGAGAGCAGAAGCCCCAUGGAAAAGCUCGAGGAGCUAAAAAGAAAGGAGGAAUUAUAUUUGAAGGAGGACUAUGAAGCGUUGGAAAAAAUGAAAGAAAUGGAAAAGUGGAAGCAGAGUCAGACAGAUGACAAUCUGAUCACACUGAGCAAGGAAAAUAUCAUUUCAAGUGUGGAUAACUGCUUGAUGAGACUGAAGACGAAUUACAUCGAUCUGUUGCAACUGCAUUGGCCGGACAGGUACUAUCCUGAUCAGUCUUCAGGAGAUUAUAGUAAUGUGCUUUACGAUUAUAAUAAGUACACUGAUGAUUUUGUGCCCUUUAUAGAGCAGCUGCAAGCAAUUAAUGAGUUAAAAAAAAAAGGGAAAAUUAGAGAAUGGGGAUUAAGUAAUGAAACUCCCUUUGGGUUACUCAAAUUUUACGAUCUAUGCAAACAGUUAAAUAUAUCUCCACCCGUAUCGGUGCAAUUAGAAUACAAUUUAUUAUGUCGUAAUGAUGUAGAAAAAGGGUUUCUUGAAAUUUGUAGACCUCAAAAUACUAAUGUUUCUAUUUUGGCUUAUUCACCCCUAUGUGGCGGCAUCUUAACGGGGAAAUAUUUAGAGUACACGGAUUACACCACCAAAGGAAGAAUGUUGAAAUUUCCUUCCUACAUGAAGCGGUUGCGAGGGUCUAUAGCUACUUAUAUAAUUCGGGAACUGUAUUAUUUAAGUCAGAAAUACUACUUCCCGAACUUGACUGUGGCCGCCCUAAAAUGGGUGUACACAAGAUCGUUCGUUACGUCUACUGUUAUCGGAGUAUCCGAUUUUUUGCAGCUUCGGGAAAAUUUGUACUCGCUUACAGAGGAUGUGCUUUUUACGGACAAAUUGGAGCGCGAGAUAAACGCGUUGCACUGGAAAUUCAGGGAUCCCAUCAGGAUCAUCCAGUGA